Molecule: messenger RNA, 490 nt
Organism: Rhinolophus ferrumequinum (greater horseshoe bat)
Lineage: Eukaryota; Metazoa; Chordata; Mammalia; Chiroptera; Rhinolophidae
Gene: SPX
Product: spexin hormone
Exons: 6
Coding region: 1-411 (136 amino acids)
Biological process (GO): positive regulation of gastro-intestinal system smooth muscle contraction
Cellular component (GO): cytoplasm
Molecular function (GO): neuropeptide hormone activity
Source: RefSeq, a predicted model, not a curated record
AUGAUUGGAAAACUCACAGGUGAAGAUAUAGUUAUUGCAGGUUCUGGAAAGGAGCAGAAAAUGAAGGGACUCAGAAAUCUGGCGGGAACAACCUUGGCUCUUUUCUUGGUGUUCUCUUUCAUGGGAAAUUCCAGCAGUGCACCACAGAGACUCUUUGAGAGAAGAAACUGGACUCCUCAAGCUAUGCUCUACCUGAAGGGUGCACAGGGACGCCGCUUCAUCUCCGACCAGAGUCGCAGGAAGGACCUUUCCGACAGGCCGCCGCCAGAAAGACGAAACCCAAAUCCUGGACUACUAACUCUUCCAGAAGCAGCAGCUCUGUUGUUGGCUUCCUUGCAGAAACCAAAAGAAGCUGGAGAAGAAAACUUUGAUCAAACCAGAUUCCUGAAAGACAGUCUGAUAAACUGGUGAAAAUAUAUCAAAUUGCACUCAGUUAUAAUUCUGUUAUUGUUGAAGACAUAAACCAUGUGAAUAAAACCUGUGGAUCCUU